AUGCCCGACAUCCAAUCGAACGAGGAAACAUCUUUGAGAUCCUCUGUUUACAGCGUAGCACUGAGCAUUAAUACCAUAUUGCCGCAAUACAGCGAUUCAGCCGAAGAAGCAGACGCGCCAUCUUCUUUCGAGCAGGAUAUACGAGGGAAGACACUCAGAUUUCAAGUGCUUUCCGCACAGCGGCCUCAAUAUCGUACUAGAGCCAGUCGGUCAUCCUUCCAAUCUGAUCGCACCGUCCUUCCUCCACGAUAUUCGACCAUAUCGACAUCCCAUCCAACAGUGGAACAACCCAAUGAAGAUUCGCUUGUGGUGCAACACUACGAGCAUGCCUUCUCCGUCCAAAGCAAAAAGCCGUGGGCAACCGUGUACCUGUUCACCCCGAAGACUAUGCCUGGAAUGCCUAAAUCAUCUCAAACUACUCUCAGAGUGCCCGUGAUAUAUGGUCAGGAACCGGUGCUCGGAAUGCUAGAGCUGGAUAUAGACAGUCCAAAGGGUAUUAUUGAGCAGAUUACUGUCGCUCUUCAGGGCAAGGUAUGGAACUGGUACUCCGAAUCUUCUACCAAAAUCUUGGAUCAAAGCUAUCUAUUAUGGCAUAAGCUUAGUCCAGUUAAAGACGGCAAACUUCUAGGCUCCCAUCAAAUGCCAUUCUCAUUUCAACUUGGAGAAGUGCAGAGACGGACAAACGAGGACUCUGACGCCCAGUUGUCCGAUUUAGAUACAUCAGUGACACCCUAUGAAGAAGAACUGUCGCUGGAUUCAUCGCUGACAAAGAUAAUCAAAACAGAAGUAUCCUAUGUGCCACUAACCAUCGCACGAGCGGCCUCGUCGAAGAGACAGAGUGCCCAUGCUGCUGGCGCCGUGGCUCCUGGUCCAUAUCAUGACCCUGAAGGAUGGUUUGCACUCCCUGAGGCUAGCAUGAAAGGCGAGGUCGAUGGACGACCCAUUUUAAUCAGUUCCAAAGUAACCCACGCUCAUAUUGUCGAGGAACGGCUAUCCCCUGCAGAUGCACCUCUGGUGCGCCUCACCCGACGGUUACGUCAAUUUGAGAUACACAAAUCGACUCGCCCUUUGGGAUCCAGUCCGGUUACUCCUUUUCGAGACAAAUCCGCCUUGGAGUUCGAGAGAGAAUGCACCUUCACAAAGUGUACUAUAUUGACCCUGGCGAUGUGGCGUGCCCUUUCAAAACGUGACCUAGAAAGCCUGGACAACAGAAAUUGCUACUUAGAGGGAGAGAUACACCUAGAAGACGACUUGGUGCCCAGCUACUCCAGUCGCCUGUUUUCGAUAGAGUACAAUGUCGAGUUACUUCCCUUGAUCUCGGAUUCUUUCAAGGCUUCCCACAUUGAAGAUUCAACUAACGAGGGGGAUAGUAAGGGUAUUCUUUCGUCGUGUUUGGUGGAGAUUACCACUCUGCGGCCUCCAGAAGAGCCAGUCCCGGUAAAAUUUACCAAGCCACCCCAGUACGGUAAAUUUCCUGAGGUCAAGAAAGAGGAAUCUGACACUGGCUGGAAUAACCGAUCCUUUGAGCAGUUUGGACUUAUCUAG
Psilocybe cubensis is the source of this 1545-nucleotide messenger RNA. RefSeq lists its product as uncharacterized. The transcript is spliced from 7 exons. NCBI's taxonomy places the organism in Eukaryota, Fungi, Basidiomycota, Agaricomycetes, Agaricales, Agrocybaceae. The record is from RefSeq and is a predicted model, not a curated record. Bases 1 to 1545 code for a protein of 514 amino acids.